Molecule: messenger RNA, 1359 nt
Organism: Morchella importuna
Lineage: Eukaryota; Fungi; Ascomycota; Pezizomycetes; Pezizales; Morchellaceae
Exons: 3
Coding region: 1-1359 (452 amino acids)
Source: RefSeq, a predicted model, not a curated record
AUGACCGAGAACCCUACCAUUCCUUCUCCUUCCGGUCCCCCGCAGCCUACCUUCGCAGCUUCGACCAACCCUCCCGAAGACGCCGAGAACCAUCUUGGUGAAAUCCAGUGCAUUUGCGAGAUUUCCGAUGAUGAUGGCUUCACCAUAUGUUGCGACAUCUGUGACAGCUGGCAGCAUCUUGUGUGCGUUCAGCUCACCAAAGAAAACCUGCCAGCAAAGUACUAUUGCCCGAAAUGUUCGCCACGGACUCUGGACAUACAAAAAGCCAAAGAUAUUCAAAGGCAGCGACGGGCAGAAGAGCAGGCGAAAAGAAGUCACAAGAAAAAGCGACCGGUUGCGACAUCACACAAGAAAAAAGAACAUACAAACGGAACGGCCCCGGGCAAGUCAUCCUUGGGAACGGACAAGACGACAACGACACAGGGCUUGGGUAAGCCGCCCAGCCCCAAGGAAAACCAACAACCCUCCAGCCGAAAAAGGGGCCAUAGAGGCUCACAAAGCAUCUCAAAUCCACCUAUACAAUCCGUUGUGGGACCAGCGACCUUUAACAACAUUGUUAAUGACACGAUUUCUCUGGAUUCGCCCCGAAUUGCUCCUCCGACUCACAACGGCGACACAGAGAGCGACACAGACUACGAGAACAAACGCGAUUUCGCUACCGCAAUUGAAAAAUAUGGGGAACCCUCCCAGGCCUUCAUUGAGAAGCCAGUAUCUACUACCCACUUGAUGGCGGAAUGCUCAUGUUCGGGAGCGAAUGAUUGUCCUAUGAAGAGUGAGCAUUCUGCACUCAAGCCUCCUAUCUCGAAUGGAAGGCGAAAGGCCAAGAGGAAUGCAUCCCUGGAACCGAAUAUUUCUGUCAUUCCCAAAGAGCCCAGUUCCGAUUCUGGGCCUCCAAAUGAUGAAGACGACGAUGAUAGCCGAUCGGUUUCGGCACCUUCAUCAAGAAGCAAGCCUCGCAGUCGUGAUUUGACACCAUCGGCCUCGCUCGAUACUGCAAUAGAAAAUGAAAUGACUGCACGAGACGCUCGAAAGCUGAAAGAUGUAUUGUCACUCAUCGAAAAACAGGAACAGCCUCAGCCAGUCAAACGUCGGAAACGAAACAGCACAGUUUCCAGAGAUAUGCCUGCAGGUACACUUUCUUUGCCACGCCCUAAAUCAGAUCUAAAAGAUGGGACGAAAGGAGCCGAUGCAAAUAAGAAGCAGAAAGUCCCUAACAGUCAGAAUACACCAUAUUCACCUACUGUCACUACUCCUGCUUCGAUGUCAGUUGAUUCCUUCCGAGUCAGGAAAAUCACGUCGCAGAGCGUCUGUUUCUCCAACUGGGCAAAACAAUGGCGGAGACUCAAAACAUCGGAGUAA